Dissoconium aciculare CBS 342.82 is the source of this 1423-nucleotide messenger RNA. RefSeq lists its product as uncharacterized. The record is from RefSeq and is a predicted model, not a curated record. The transcript has 3 exons. The coding region runs from base 151 to 1290 and encodes 379 amino acids. NCBI's taxonomy places the organism in Eukaryota, Fungi, Ascomycota, Dothideomycetes, Mycosphaerellales, Dissoconiaceae.
UCCGGCUGAAGUGACGUUGGAUCCGCUUCUCAGUACAUGAUAUAUAAUGUUUGCGCCUUGCUGUUGUUUAAACCACUGUACUGCACAUUUUCUAUUGUUCCGCGAUUUUUAGCGAGGUUUGAACGGUCGACAAUCAUCUUCAGACUAGCCAUGACGCCAUCGUCGCGCACUCAGGCUCCAAGUGGCCCAUGGUACCCUUUGGUGACCGUGGUAAACAUCGAAAGUCAGAUCUUGCAUAGUAUUCUCUCCAACUCGUCCACGGCACUUGUCGCCAAGGAAGAUCUCUCGAGGCUGCUCACGAAUAGCGAUGACGCUCAAUUGUCUUCAUUCAGGUCACCGUUCGUCAGCGAUGAAGAUCAAGUCGAUGAAGAUGCUUUUCGCUCUUGCUUAGAUGCCCUUGUGUCGACACCUAGUAACCGUCACAAGGCUUUCGUUGUCCUAGAUCAGUUCACAGCAGGUGAGAAGAGGACUUGCCAGAUCGCGAUCGACGGACGAGAACUGGAAGAUAUCCGCGAGUCACAAUUUGCUUUCCGUUGCGAUGUCUCCUCGAUACCAGCCGCACUUGCAAGUAUUGAAGACAGUCCGGAAGUAGGGCCCUCUACGAUCCGGCGGGUGAGAAAUGAAGCUGCCCUCGUCGGUGGCUCCUGGAACAAAGACCGUGUGGAUCUUUUCAAGACCAGGCCUGAUCGAGGUCUAUCAGCUUCAUACCCAGUACACCGUAGUUUCGAUCUCGCCAGUGGCUGUAUUGGCCCGGAAACAGAUAUUCCUUAUUUUGGAAUUUUCCAGACUGCACAAAUAAGUCUCGCCAGAAUAAACGAGUUCCUUCAGCAGACGUACGAGCAAGAUUGGGGUGUCGAGGAUGAUGAGGAUGACGAGGAGUCCGAAGGUGGCAAGCGCGUUCGACCUGCUGUCGCAUUCAUUACUUCCUUCGAUACUCCACCCUUUCACUCCGGCAAGGCAGGCGACCAACUUAGCAAUGCACCACAAGUACCUCCAGGUUCGAUCGGACUAUCAGCAAUAGACUGCAACACUAUCGCCAAAAGUCGUUUUGCGAAAAGAGGGUCCGAAAUCAACUACAACAUGUUUGUUGUGCUUGAUGAGUACAGUCAGAGCGAGGACACUGUUGUCAUUGCAGCAAACAACGAACAGGAUGGACAACUAUUACUCGGCCGAGCCAGUUUCAACGCGGCUUUGCUUACUCUGGUAUCACCUUCGGAUACAUCUUUGACCAUUGACUGUCAAUGUAACAAUGCAGUAGUUGAAGGCAACGGGGUAAUUUGUAUGGAAUGAUUAUUUGGAGCUCGUCGUAAUUGCACAGACUUGACAUAACGUAAUCUAUCACCGAGCGGGCCAAAUCACCGAACGGGCCAUUUUGUCUUGGCAUUACAACUGAGGUGACUACAACCGUUGUUUAUUCAACCAC